This is a messenger RNA of Scatophagus argus, 1976 nucleotides long. It is a transcript of the gene surf4l, whose product is annotated as surfeit 4, like. The record is from RefSeq and is a predicted model, not a curated record. Gene Ontology annotation, biological process: Golgi organization. Gene Ontology annotation, cellular component: endoplasmic reticulum-Golgi intermediate compartment; endoplasmic reticulum; membrane. Bases 303 to 1115 code for a protein of 270 amino acids. NCBI's taxonomy places the organism in Eukaryota, Metazoa, Chordata, Actinopteri, Scatophagidae. The transcript has 6 exons.
AGGCGAGAAAAGGUUAUGGGUGUCCGCAUACUUCUGUCUGUUUUUAAGAUGAAGAUGGAUUCUGAAUCGGCUCACAGCUCGAGUCCGGCUCAGACCGUCCACGUGGCAUGCUGGGCCCCGAGAGACCGCAGGGGGCGCUGUGGCCUCUCGGCGCAGGGGAUUGUGGGUCGCAGGAGGCAGCGUCGGACUGUCAUCAUCAUCAUCAUCAUCAUCAGUCGGCGGGCCGAGACUCUUCCCACCGGACUGAACCUGAGCUGGCAGCCGUUUCUCCGCACUGAAGUGCCUUCACCGCCGGGACAGCGAUGGGACACGGAGACCUGAUGAGCCAGGCGGAGGACGUAGCGGACCAGUUCCUGCGGGUCACCAAACACUACCUCCCCCACGUGGCCCGGCUCUGCCUGGUCAGUACCUUCCUGGAGGACGGGGUCAGGAUGUGGUUCCAGUGGGCGGAGCAGAGCGAGUACAUCGACUCCACCUGGAACUGUGGACGCGUCCUCGCCAACGUCUUUGUCCUGCUCAACCUGCUGGGACAGCUGGGCGGUUGUGUGUUGAUUCUCAGCAGAAACUUUGUUCAGUACGCCUGCUUCUCUCUGUUUGGGAUCAUCGCCCUGCAGACGGUGGCCUACAGCAUCCUGUGGGACCCAAAGUUCCUCAUGAGGAACCUGGCGCUGGGCGGAGGUCUGCUGCUCCUCCUGGCAGAGUGUCGGGGGGAGGCUCGCAGCGUGUUCGCAGGAGUUCCUUCUCUCAGCCAUCAGAGCUCUCCAAAGCACCUCCUGCAGCUCGGAGGACGAGUCCUCCUCGUCCUCAUGUUCAUGACGCUGCUGCACUUUGAUCUCAGCCUGUUCAGCGUCCUGCAGAACCUGGUGGGCUCGGCCCUCAUCGUGCUGGUGGCCGUGGGCUUUAAGACCAAGCUGGCCGCUCUGACGCUGGUGGCCUGGCUGCUCUGCAUCAACUUCACCUUCAACGCCUUCUGGAACGUCCCGUCGUACAAACCCACGCACGACUUCCUCAAGUACGACUUCUUCCAGACCACGUCGGUGAUCGGGGGCCUGCUGCUGGUGGUGGCCCUGGGGCCCGGCGGGGUCUCCAUGGAUGAGAAGAAGAAAGAGUGGUGAGGAGGAGGAGCUGGAGUCUCUGUGGGCGGAGAAGAACUGAUUGCAAAAUGAGGAGGAGGAGGAGGAGGAGGAGGAGAUGGAUGGAUACAGUGAGACACGGGUGGGACGGUACAGCAGUACAUUCUAAAAUACACACACGUUAGCAAACAGCAAGAGGAUGAAAAUGUUUACAUGUCUUUACUUUAAAGCUUGUAGGACGUUCACAUACUGGGUGCUGGCUAAUUCCUGCAGGGGGCAGAAAACAGGACACAGAGAUUAAGAUACGUGUUGAAAGAGUUUCAGGCCAGGAGGGUCGCAGCUUGUGAAGUGACGAGUUCUGAGCUCCUUCAGGUGCAGUAAACCAGCAGCAGACUCCUUCACGAGGCUUCACGUUGGAGCCUCCGUCUGUUCGGAGGCGUGACGUCCAGAGGACAUGAGAGGACCUUCGGCUCCAACCAUCAGUGGAACUUUAAUGUGUCAGACACGAGGCCCGACAGCUCAUUUAAUGAAUUUAAUUUCUGCUCUACAAGUCAGUGAUGCGUUACAGAACUCCAUAAACUACAUAUCCCAGAAUGCAUCCCGAUUCUGUUAUUGGCACACUGAAGGCGUCCGGCCACUAGAGGGCAGUGCAGCCUGAAGAAGAGCCAAGUUGACACAAAGGGAAGGCAAUUUAACGAGGACAAAUCGGUUUGUCUUCUGUGUGACCAGGCAGCAGCUGAUUUACCGCCGCACUCCAAACAUGGAGCUAAGUAUGCUAACGUUAGGCACCGUACGAACAUGGAAAAUCUGUAUUAAAAGACAGGCUACGUUCAGCAAACAUUCACAAACGUUAGAACAGAAAAUGGUGCACCCAAAUAUCACUAAAACCCAUAGUAAGAGGAC